AUGCACAAGAAGACUAUUGCUUCUUUCAUCAUUUUUUCUAGGUGGUGGAGCUAGAGGUUGUGCUGCCGCAGAAAAUUGUCAAGUUUGGGCGGUGCACAACCGAAAGCAACACCAUGUCUAACUCUAAUCAUAAUUCUGGAGAAGGAAUUUAUAUAACCACCGCCAUCGCCGUUGACAAGGACAAGAAUAGCCCUCAUGCUGUUCGAUGGGCCGUCGAUAAUCAGUUGAAGAAGAAUGCCUCUGUCUUUCUUGUUCAUGUCCAGACGCAUGUUUCACAUCCGACAGAUGAUGUCUCUAAAGAUGGCCGGGCACCCACAGAGGCUGAAAUGCAGCAGAUCUUCCUCCCGUAUCGUGGUUUUUGUGCUCGAAAAGGGAUUAGAGGGACAGAGAUCGUCGUGACGGACACUGAUGUUACAAAUGCACUGGUAGAUUUUGUUGUAAGAAAUAGCAUCAGCACUCUCGUUGUUGGCGGUUCCAACCGCAGUGCUCUGACAAGGGCAUUUAGAAAUCCAGAUGUGCCAACUUGCUUAGGAAAAAUUGCACCAGAUUUCUGCUCAGUGCAUGCUGUAUCCAAAGGAGGAAGAGUUCAGAACAUUAAAACAGCCACUCGGGCUGCCAGACCUCCCACGAGCUCCAAGCCAUUGUCUCAAUCAGGAUAUUCAUCAGACAGCAGUAGCUCUUUUAGCCAGUCGAGCUGGAAAAGCGGAUCAGAAAAAACAUCAUUUGAUAAAAGCAGCAGCGACGGUAGUUCGUACACAAACAAGAGCAAUGAUUUUAAUAUGAUGCAUCCGCUAGACAGGCACUCAGGCAGCAAAUCACCAUUCCCACCUUCAGUGAGCAAUCUCAACUACAUGGUUCGCACCAAGCAAAUGGGUAGUCCCAACAUCUCAUUUGACAGCAGUGAGUAUUCCGGGCUAUCUAGCUUCCAAUCAGCCGACUUUUCCAUGGACAAUUCAGACCGAUCCCUGACAUCAGGAACUUCCAAGACAAAUAGCUAUUCUUCCUCUCCGUUAGGAGAAGAAAUAGAAAACGAGAUGAAGAGAUUAAAACAAGAAUUGAAGCAAACCAUGGAAAUGUACAACUCGGCGUACAAUGAGAGUAUGACUGCAAAACAAAAGGUGAGAGAGAUUGAUGAAUGGAAGUCAACGGAGACUCGUAUGAUAGCACAAAAAAAGCGAUCUGAAGAAGAUGCAUUAGUUCUUAUGGAGAUGGAGAAGCGAAAAUGCAGGGCAGCCAUGGAAGCGGCUCAAAAGGCUCACCGUCUAGCAGAAUUGGAGACUCAGAAACGAAUCACUGCAGAACGUUUGGCUGCGUAUGAGGCAGAAGAAAUGAAAAAAGCAAUGGAUGCAUUGACUCGAAGUGGUGUACGCUAUAGAACUUAUACUAUUGAAGAAAUCGAAGAAGCCACCAACAGGUUCUCUGAGUCGGCAAAGAUUGGCGAAGGAGGAUAUGGACCUGUUUUCAAAGGUUACCUCGAUCACACUGCAGUUGCCAUUAAGGUCUUAAAGCCAGACAUUGCUCAAGGAAAAGAGCAAUUUCAAAAGGAGAUUGAAGUGUUGAGCUGCAUGAGACAUCCAAACAUGGUUCUUCUACUAGGAGCCUGCCCCGAGUACGGAUGCCUUGUGUACGAAUACAUGGAAAAUGGUAGCUUAGAAGAUCGUCUAUUUAGAAAGCACAACACUCCUCCAAUCUCUUGGAGAACCCGUUUCAAGAUUGCUGCAGAAAUUGCCACCGCCCUCCUCUUCCUUCACCAGUCAAAACCAGAGCCCCUCGUGCAUCGGGAUCUUAAACCUGCCAACAUUCUCUUAGACAGGAAUUACGUGAGCAAGAUUAGUGAUGUUGGCUUAGCAAGGAUGGUUCCACCAUCUGUGGCCGAUAGCGUUACCCAAUAUCAUAUGACAGCAGCUGCUGGAACAUUUUGCUACAUUGAUCCAGAGUACCAGCAAACUGGAAUGUUAGGCACAAAAUCAGAUCUCUACUCAUUAGGUGUGAUGCUAUUGCAGCUUAUAACAGGAAAGCCUCCAAUGGGUAUUACUGGCCAGGUCUCAAGCGCGAUUGAGAAAGGAGACAUAUCACAAGUGCUUGAUCCAUCAGUUCCUGACUGGCCUGUCAAAGAGGCGACAGCAUUUGCAAACUUGUGUCUACAAUGCUGCGAGCUGAGGAGGAAGGACAGACCAGACCUAGCUAAGGUCAUUCUGCCCGAACUGGAUCGACUAAGAGAAUUUGCCUGUUCUGAUGAUGAAUACUAGAGACAGCUCAAGUUAACAGCCUACUUCAAGCUUUUGAGGAAACUGGAAUAGUCAGUCUGUUUAGAGCCACAUUCUGGGAACCAGACUUCACUCGCAUAUACCUCUCUCUAGUCUGCAUUUUUUGCGAGAAUUUUGGGUUGCAAUCAGCUCCAUUGUCUUCAUUAGCGUCGACUCACCUCCACUCAUAAAACCUGAUUGUAACAUCCUCAUUCAGUCCCAUCUGCUAGGCCAAUAGUAUGUUUGGGUACAUGUAUGCAGAGGUUAUAUCCAUCCUACUCCAAGAAAUAUAUAGUUUAUAUUUUUGAUAUAUUUAUCUCUUU
Messenger RNA from Daucus carota subsp. sativus, 2569 nucleotides. Its product is annotated as U-box domain-containing protein 35. The record is from RefSeq and is a predicted model, not a curated record. NCBI's taxonomy places the organism in Eukaryota, Viridiplantae, Streptophyta, Magnoliopsida, Apiales, Apiaceae. Gene Ontology annotation, molecular function: ATP binding; protein kinase activity. Bases 114 to 2249 code for a protein of 711 amino acids. The transcript is spliced from 8 exons. Gene Ontology annotation, biological process: protein phosphorylation.